AGUACUCAACAAUACCCAAGCAUGAGUACUCAAAGUCGUACUCAGAGUACUUGUUACUCACUCAUGAGUACUCAGGUGAGUACUCAUUGAGUAAAAAAAUGUAUGAGUACGUAUGAGUACUCGUCCGGUUUUUCUAUCAGAGUACUUUUUGAGUACUCACACUUGAGUACAUUCACUAGGGAGUUGUAUUAAAAGCCAAAAACACCUAUUACAAAAAAAGAAAUUAGGCCAGACUCAAAGUCAUUAAACUGGAAAAAUAAAAUACGUCUACCGAACAGUUCAUCAAAGUGAAUGAUGAAUUCAUCAGAAAAACGCAUCAGUUAAUCGUCGUCACAUUUCUAAAAAAAUAUCAUUUGAUGGUGGCGUCGCUUUUUGACCCUGUUGAAUAUAAGUUAGCAAUGGCGCACAAACGAGUACAACUCGCUGAAUUGUCUCAGCUCUUUGCUUUUCCAUCCACUAAAAACAAAAAUAACGAAAAAGGUAUAGAAAGCCGGAAAUAUGAGAUCACAAAAAUGGCUUCAUCACGUUUUUCCUACAACUUAAUUUAUGUUUCCUUUUCUCAUAUCAACUUUUUCUGUGAAAAAUAUAUUUAUUAAAAUAAUAUUAAUACUGGUGUAAUUAUGUUACACAUUUUACGUGUAAUUAUAGAGUUGCUACUAUUAUGUACUGUUCAUCGGAGGAGUAACCAACUUUUGUUUUUUACCGAAAGGAAGCUGUGACAAACAGAAAGGAAAUUUCAUGGAGUGAGCCACUUCCUUUUUUGUUCUGGAAUACAAUCACAAAAUCAACAUAUCAAUAGUAUGAAAUAUAAAUAAACGUUUGUGCAAGCGUUUUUAUUUUAAACACUACUAUAUGCUUUCUACAUCCUAAUUUUCUCAAUCUUCAUUUUCUCUAUACACUUAUAUUAAGCAACGUAUAGAUCCACAGAUCGCACUACGCAUACAUCACUAUGCAUACCACCCACCCUCACCCCUCACCCUCUAUAUUUGAUGUGUGAUCCACUAAGAAAGAUGUGCUGCGUUAUACGUUGUACUCAACAGAAAAAAUGCGACAUUGUAAAAAGUACUAUGUCUUUGCCACGAAUUUUGUGUCAUUGAUUUUGAUAGUGUUUAGAGACUUUCUUUCUCUUACUCUUCAAAAAGGACUUACAAUUGGAUUUGGGGCAGAAGAAUCAAUGUGUAACUUUCGUAAUUUGAUGAAUUAAGGUUUUUUCUGUUUUUCUUAGAACUCGACGGUAGUUUAUCUUUGAUGAAAAAAAAUGACUGAUAUAACCAAAUAUGGGCUAUUGAGCGUUUGUUGAAGACUAAAAGAUUAAUAGAUCGACAUAAUAGAAUAUGACGGUUUGUUCUUACACGCUGUUGUUGAACCCAAGAUCAUAUUUUUUGCGACGAUACGUAUGGAAAAAACAGUUUUGACGACGCAGGAAGGAGCGUAUAAAUUAGAAAAAGAAAUAUCAGUUUAUGUAGUAAGAGUUGAUUUAGAAGCGUUUUUUGUAUUAUUUAUGGUUUACAUGCGCCGUUUGUUUUGAAGUAGUCUUUUGGACAUAGCGCUAUUGUACGUUAAUAAUGCAAUAAAUUGAUCAACUGUUGAUUGCCGACAACAACAACGUAAUGCGUAAACUUUUGCGUUUAUCCCUCCUUUUUAUCCUUCAAUUUGUUUAAUCUUAGAUGUAAAUCUCUACGGUAUCUCCAUGUCAUUUUUUCGUACUGAUGACAGUAAAGGUAACAAAGUGGUUUUGUUUUUGUUUCGGUAUUUUUGACGAUAUUUCUUUUAGAAAAAAGACGCGAUCGAAGCAAGAGUCGAACACAUUGUGUCAAUGAGAAUUUGCCAUUCAUCCAACGUUUGCCAUACUAUCGUGAUUUAGCUAUACAAUCUGGUAAAUGUACUGUAUCAUCAGAAUUAACCUCAUUCCGUUGUUCAAGAUUGAAUCGAUCUCUCUAUCAACUUCUUUAUACGCCCAAUGAUGAGUUAAAUUUUUUUGUUCUUUAUAUGGAUGCAUGUGGUUUAUCGAGUCAUUUAAAAUUUAUUCUUGAUGUACAUGUCUUUGAAAAAGUAACAAAAUUAGAUGUGGCAAAUACAAAUAAUAACCGAACGCUCAAAACACCUACAAAAGUGCAUAAACAAAGGCAACAAGAAGAAAACAAUGACAAUGUUCAUAUUAUUGACUCAUUUGUUGUUGCGUUUAUUUUACUAGGUAGUCAACAGCGAAUAGAUGCUCUAAAUCUAUUUCAAAAAUAUCUUGCGUUAGAUGCAAAAUAUCCAGUGCCAAUUGAUGAUGAAUCCCGUUUAAUCUGUCCAACAACGAAAAGUCUAAAUCUAGAACCAAAUUGUUUCCAAAUAGCUAAAGAUUUUAUAUGGAAACUUAUUGAACAAACUUCCUACAAAUCUUAUUUGUCAAGCGCCUACCAUUUUAAGUACCAAUUAAAAGUGUUAAUUAAUUCUGAUUUACAAUUGUACGACAUACUUUAUAAUGAUUUGUCAUUGUUUUAUUUUAUGGAGUUUGUUGAUCAGAAACAUACAAUUGAUCUAAUUCGUUUUUGGUUGGCUGCUGAAAAUUAUUAUCAAAAUACUCUUAAUCGAAUGACUGAUAAUCAAACACUAGCAGAAAGUGCAUUGAACAUUUAUGAACAAUAUAUAAGUCUACAAGCUCCAAAUCGUUUGGGUUUCGAUGAUGCUAUCCGUGCUCGAAUCGAAUGUAGUAUAUGUCAACAAGAUAUGAACGCUGGACCAUCCUUGGAUACAUUUGAUCAAACUGCAUGGAUUGUUUACAGUAUUCUUAGUCGGGAAUAUUUUUCAAAUUUUCUACGAAGCGACAUAUUCUGCCGUUAUAUGGCUGAUUUAAUGCACAAAUUACGCAAUGAAGACGGUGUAUGUUCAACAUUCAUCAAAAAUGAUGAGUCAGAUACGAAUUCAAUUAACUCAGAAACAUCAACUGCACACGGUAAUUCCGAUCAGCAGCAGUUACUAUCACUUGAAGGAACGAAACAACAACGACGAAGGAACGUUAGCACAUCCUCAUCACAAAGCCAAGAAAAUGUCAAAUUGAAAGGAAAAUUAUCAAUGGCACAUAUAGAUGCAUUAGGCCGCUUUGUUCGUGAUAGUGAUGUUGAAUCGAUUGAUUGUUUAUCUAAGAAAUCCUAUGGACCAUUGCAACGUUUAUCACUCUUUACCAAGAAUGAAGAAAACGAAAAAGAAACAGAAUUGAUGGCAGCCAAAUUUGCUGAGAAUUUUAUUAAUUCGAUAACAAAUCUUACACUAGAUUGUAAUAGUGGAAAUUGA
Molecule: messenger RNA, 3279 nt
Organism: Didymodactylos carnosus
Lineage: Eukaryota; Metazoa; Rotifera; Eurotatoria; Philodinida; Philodinidae
Source: the annotation of a GenBank genome assembly